Molecule: messenger RNA, 4175 nt
Organism: Moneuplotes crassus
Lineage: Eukaryota; Ciliophora; Spirotrichea; Euplotida; Euplotidae
Source: the annotation of a GenBank genome assembly
CUCAAAAAGAGGGAAGGAUGAGUCAGCCAAAGCAGAAAUCAAAGAAGAGGUUUGACCCUGACAAUGAGUACAGUGGAAAAGAAGCUCAGUGAGAUUAUAUUAUCCAGAAAUACACCAAGAAGGGUUUUGAGAGCUUGUCUCUAGAAGAACUAGCCUUUACAAUGGUUACUAAUAACUUUGGGCUAAGGUUUAAAGAAAAGACAGGCAAUGAAUGGUCCACUCCAAUACAAAUGAAGGUUAUUGAAAGACUUAGAAGAUGCAAUUUUGAUAUCCAGUGGAUGACCAGAACAGGUAAACUACCUGUCACUGAUACUGAGUUUUGAAAUGAUGUCUACUUUGGUCUUAUCAGAAAAGGAGAUGUUGAUAAGAUCAUUGAGUAUAUGAGAAAAUAUAAAGAAGACAUACUUGACGCAGUUGAUUCCAAGAAAAGAACAGGUCUUCAUGCAGCUUCUGAGCAUGGGCAAAAUACUGUUGUUGACCUUAUGAUAAAUGCAGGUUUGAAUAUUAAUGCUAGAGAUAAACUCCUAAGAACUCCAUUACACUGGGCUUCUAUAGGUGCUCAUGAUGGAUGUGCGGACUUGCUCCUGAAAGCAGGAUGUGAUCAAUUUCAGAAAGAUUGUUUAGGAAGAACAGCUUUUCAUUAUGCUGCUACUGGGGGUGAUGCUUCUUUAUUGAUUCUAAUGGCAGCAAAAGAGCCAGAAAUUGUUCAUUGAACAGAUGAUCAUGGAAGAAGUGCUCUCCAUUAUGCUAUUUUCAACAAGAACCCGAGACAGGUGAAUAUUAUCAGAACUUUAUUAGAAUUGAAAUCAGACGUAAAUGCUCUAGAUGAAGAGAGAAAGACUCCUCUUCAUCAUGCUGCUGAGUCUGCAAAGAUGAGAAUAAUCCCAAUUCUUGUCCAGAAUGGCGCAAGUUUAGUUAUCAGAGAUAAAACCAAUAAAAAGACUCCUGUGCAAGCAGCUGCAAAUGAAAAAAUCAGAGAGCUAAUACUGAUGUAUUGUGAAGAGGAAAUACCAAAAGAAAAGAAAAAGGAAAAGGUAGAAACUCUGAAAGCUAGCCGAGGUGAUUUAUUUGAUGAAUUUAAACCUGGUGUCAAAGGUACAAAAACAGAUUACUUAAAGAAACAUUCUCCACAAUCCUCUAAGAAGAAGGGUAAAGUAACUCCUUGGGAAGAGAAGAAAAAAAGAGAUGAACUUGAAGAACUUGAGUCAAAAGGGCUUCUGCCUUUUGAUUUAAGGAAUCAUAGAACAAAAUUAAUAAAACUGAUGAAGAAAGUUCAGGAGUAUGGAGUUAAUCACAACUUACAUAAGAAGAAGAGGUAUAUCUUUAGUGGAUCUUGGAUGGAGAAAGUUGAAGAUAUCACAGAACUCAUGGCUAGCAUCCAUGAGACUAAUUCAUCUGAAACAGCACUCAAAAUCUUCAAUGUUAUUCAUCCAUAUGAUAAACCCCUUCCUCCAAUAGAUGAGGAGGAAGAUGCUUUAAGAGAGUUUUAUGAAGGAGAUCAGAAGAAGCUGGAUUACAAUAAGAGUCUUCUUAAACAAACUCCUGAAGCUUUUAGAGAAAGGAUGGCUGCCAAAGGAAUGGAUAACUUGAUGAUGAGCAAGAAGGACCAAACAUCUUCAGGCAAUAACGAAGAAACUAAGGAUUAUAUGGGAGAGCCAGUUGAUUCUGAAGAAUUCAGAGACCUCCAAAAUUUACUUAAAGCUACUGAGGACAAACUUGAAUCUGCUAAUAAAGAGAUAGAUUCAUUAAAACUAACUAUUGAUGAGAGGGAAGAGAUCAUCGAGCAAUUGAGAGAACAACUAAACCAAGAUACUGCAGUUGCUGAAGAUGUUCAACUCGAGAAUAAGAAACAAGCUGAUGUGAUCAUCAAGCUUAAUAAUGAACUUAAAGAUGCUCAUGAUCAGAUAGAAGAAGUUAAAAAGAAGCUUGUAGAGAACAAGAAGGAAUAUGAGAAACUUGUAAAGGACAUCCCUGAGGUAAAAGAGCUUGAAGCUAUAAGGAAAUCAAUGCAGAAUAAUGAACGACAGAGAGUACUUGACGGGCAGAGAGAUAAAGCACUCAGGUUCAGAUCUGGAAUGCUUUUUCAAAGAGCUCUAGAUAAGCUAGAUAAAGAUGAGCAAAAGCCUAAACCUACUAAAACCAAGAAGAAGGAUCCUGUAAAAUCUGGUGAUUAUUACCUGACUGACGAUAAAGCUUUGAUCAGAUUUUUAAAUUCAGUCGAGAGGAAUGACAAAAGCUUAUAUCAAAGACUUCUCGAUGCAGAUAUCGAAAAGACAGGAACAUUGAGGAAAUCUCAAUUUACUGAAAUGCUGAAUGACCUUAAGGUGACUCCUCAAGAUGUGAUGAGCCUCCAGAGAAUAGCAGGAUUUACAAGUGGAAGAAAUGAAAUUCAAAUAGAUGAAUUUAUUAAGAUCAUUAAAGAAAGAGGGAAAAUUAGACAAACUGUAGAGGAAGAUACUUUUAGAAAAAUUCAGAAAUCUAUAAGAAAGCAAGGAUGGACAAUCCACGAAACCUUCCAAAUGUUUGAUAUUGACAGGAAUAACAAGAUUGAUUUCCAAGAAAUGGUCAAUGGGUUUAAAAAGCUUAAGAUCCAUAUUCCCAACAAACACUUGAAAUCUAUCUUUGCCAUUCUAGAUGAAGAUUCGAAUGGAACCAUUUCUUUGCCUGAAUUUAGAAAGAAAUUGGAUCAAUACGACACAAAGUCUCGCCGCCUCGAUAACCUCGAUGGCUCUGUAGAAAAACCUGGUUCCGCUGAUGAUCAGAACCAAGAAGAUGCAGAAGAGGAGGAAUACAAACGGCAAGAAGAACUAAAGCGUAAGAAAGCAGAAGAGGAUAAGCAAAAAUCUCUUCUAACUGAUAAAGAUAUAAAAGAGUACAAGUCAAACAUAGAUAAGACUAAACAGCUAGUAAAAUCAGAUGUUCAAAAGAAGAGGCAACUUGAUGAGAUCGAAAAACAAGUAAAGGAAGAAAAGAAGCAGGAGCAUUCUAGGCGUCUUCUCAAAGGGCAGUUAAAAGUUCAGGUUGGCAAGGGAUAUAAGUUGGCUAAUCUCCAAGCACAGGGAUAUAAAUACUUUUACAUAGUAUUCUACCUAGAAGGGACCAAUGAGAAUCAAUCCUUUACAUCUAAACCUAUUUUGUACUAUGCUAAGAAUAGUUUCCACUGGUCUGCUCUGAUUCCAUUGGUGGAUACUCAUCCAGAUGACCUUGGAGAUGAGUUCCAUGUUAAAUUUUAUGCUUCAAAGGGUGAAUUUGAGAACUCAGAAUUCUAUGGAGAGGUAUUCUGAAAAUGGAAAUCAACGUUGCAGAAGCAUAAUGAAUAUGUGAUUGCUAAUAAAUUUGAGAUUUCCGACAACAAAAAUCAAUGAAAUAUUGCUAAAGUCCAAGGAAGAGUUAUGGUCAGCGCAAAAUAUAUCCCAGCAGGAGAUGAAGGAAGCUUACUUACAGUAACGGGGAAGGCAAAGGAAAGUCUAAAAGAAGCUCAAGAAAAAGGCACCAAAAAGGUGCAGAAAGGACCAGUCACCAAAAUAGGAAAUUUGCAAGUAGAGAUCUUCAGAGGUAAAGAGUUUGAGCCAAAGCCAAGACACAAAUUGAUACUUAGGUUAGAUGGAAGUAAAAAUAAAGAGAAUACUCAAACCGUUAAGCCAUCUGAUCGGCCAGAUUUUGAUGAAAAAGUUAUCAUACCUAUAUAUAAAAGAGAGACUGAAGAUGUUCCCAACCUAAUUAUUCAAGACAUCGAUCCAGAUGAGGAAGAUAUUUUGUCGUCUCUAUCAAUCAAUUUCUCAAAAAUAGCAUAUACCAAAAAGCAAGCUGUAAUCAACACAAAGUGGUAUGCGUUUGACGAUAAGCCUGAGAAGGUGCUCCAGAUGCAGCUGAGCUUUACUAAUGCUCACUACAAGCCUCCAAAGGAGAAGAGUAAAUCUGAAGCAGAAAUCUUGAUAGAUGAGGAUAAGGCCCCAGCUCCAAAAAUGACUGAGUUCAAAUUUGAUGAUAGUAGUAUUCCUGAUCCGAAAGAUACCAAUAAAUUUGCUGAUGAGUUCCCUUCAGAGAGUUCAGAUAAUAAAUUAGAUCCCAUUGCUGAAGAAGAUGAUCAAGCUCCAGAAAAACCGCUGCAAUUUAAUAUUGGUGAUACUAUGGGAGAUGUGUCAGAAGGUAGUGGAGACUUCAAUAAUCUUUAA